AUGGCGGAGGAACCAUCCACCAAAUGUCACCAUGGCGACACUUCGAACAAGAGCAGCAACCUCGCCGACGUUCACGUCCCCGGCGAGAAGCACGAGUACACCAAAACGCUCAAAGGGGUUGAGCUCCACGGCAAGGAGAUGCUGGAGAUCGUCUGCACCAGCGAACCAGACAAGGCCGACCAGAUGAUGAAAAAUGUGUGUCUCCCCCCUUGCAGGCCCAAGCGCCUCAAAGACUUCCUGCAGGAGGAGAAAUUGUACACAUUUGUUGGUUUCAGCAUCGGAGGUGACAAGCAGAAGCUGGGGAAGUCUGGUUUGGAAAUCAACCCCAACAACUAG
Messenger RNA from Triticum turgidum subsp. durum (durum wheat), 336 nucleotides. The record is from the annotation of a GenBank genome assembly. Lineage: Eukaryota; Viridiplantae; Streptophyta; Magnoliopsida; Poales; Poaceae.